This is a messenger RNA of Sesamum indicum (sesame), 1427 nucleotides long. Its product is annotated as putative BOI-related E3 ubiquitin-protein ligase 3. NCBI's taxonomy places the organism in Eukaryota, Viridiplantae, Streptophyta, Magnoliopsida, Lamiales, Pedaliaceae. Gene Ontology annotation, molecular function: ubiquitin-protein transferase activity. The record is from RefSeq and is a predicted model, not a curated record.
AAGAAUACACCCGCCCCACUUGGGAUUGAAUUUCCCAUUCAACACCCCCUCUCAUAUCUCUGAUCCGAUAGUUUAGUCACAAAAUCUGCAUGUUUACGCCCUUUCCUUCAAUGCAUCACAAGAAUAGAGAGAGUUGAUAAUCAAGAAUUCCACCCCACCUCCUCUUUUUUCCCUUUUUAAGUUUUUCACUUACUUUAUUUCUUUGAGAAUACAGACCCCCCUUUUGUUAAAAAAUAAAAAGUUGUCAAUGUCAACCUCCUAUAUAAAUACCAGGAGACUCCUUGUUUUUCAUGAUGUGUUCCCUCAUACCAUUAACCUAAUACAAUUUUUAACAUAGGUUUUGCCAAACUUGAGUGUGUACUAGUUUGUGUAUGGAUUAUAAGGGCAAGGGUGAGUGAGGGCUUUUCUGUAUUCUAUUCUCUCCAUCAUUCAUUUCAACCAAGGGAACAAACCAAGUUUCUUCAACCACUUCAUAUUUGAAGAACAUGUUUGGUUAGAUGGCGAUUCAAGCGCAGUUGUAUUCAGAGAAUUUUGGAUGGGGUGGUCAAGAUUUGGCGAUGGAGAAUGGCGGGUGUGGAUUUGAUACCCUGUGUUUGCUUCCUCAACAACAACAACAACAACAUCAACAUCUGAUGCAGUUUGAUCAGCAGUUUCAGAAAGAUGACGCCUUUUUGGUCGGUAGUAGCCUUCAUUUCCUCCCAAGAAACAACCUUAAUCAUGAUCACCAAUCCAUGCCUUUGCCGCACACUGUUUCUGCCCAUUUUGAGAAGCAAAGAUUGGAAUUUGAACACUUGAUCAAUUUACAGAACGAGAGAUUGAGAAUAGCAAUGCAAGAGCAGCGAAAGCAGCAAAUAUCAGUACUAGUGAAGAAAUACGAAUCCAAGACUCAAUUUUUACUCAAACAGAAAGAAGAAGAAAUCGCAAAGGCGUCCAACAGAACAAUGGAGCUCCAGAAUUUCUUGAAAAGAUUAGAAAGUGAGAGCCAAACAUGGCAGAGAAUAGCUAAAGAGAACGAAGCAAUGGUUGCAUCACUAAACAGCAGGAUCGGACGGCUGAGAGAAUCGGCGGGGAAUGCAGCUGAAGACGCAGAAUCUUGUUGCGAAAACACCACAGAGAAAAGGAGGAGGAAAAUGGUGUGUAAAUGCUGCAAUUCACGAAAAUCAUCUGUAGUUAUGCUGCCCUGCAGACACCUCUGCUCCUGCAAAGACUGUGAGGUUUUUCUUGAUUCCUGCCCUGUUUGUAGAACCGUAAAGAAAGCUACCGUAGAAGCUUUGAUUUAAUUUAAACAUGUUUUUUUUUUUAUAUAGAACAUGAACAACCUUUUUCUUUCUUUUGUUACUUAAAUUUAUUUGCCCUGUUUUCUUUAAUCUAUGAAUGAAAUUUUCCCACGGUAAUUUAAAAAAAAACAAAAGGCUGGGAUUUUUCAA